Molecule: messenger RNA, 831 nt
Organism: Meira miltonrushii
Lineage: Eukaryota; Fungi; Basidiomycota; Exobasidiomycetes; Exobasidiales; Brachybasidiaceae
Exons: 2
Coding region: 1-831 (276 amino acids)
Biological process (GO): tRNA splicing, via endonucleolytic cleavage and ligation
Molecular function (GO): tRNA 2'-phosphotransferase activity
Source: RefSeq, a predicted model, not a curated record
AUGACGACAGAAUUAGAAGCGGGAGUCAAUGGACUCAACCUGGAAGAAGAGAAUAAACAAACACCUCAGCCAUCUCGUCCGCAAAAAGGCGCCAAACAACAACGAGGUGGACGCGGAAAUGAGUCUCCAACUACCCAGCUAAGCAAAGCACUCUCCUACAUACUUCGACAUGGAACUCUAAAAGAAGGUCUAAAGGUACGAACAGAUGGAUAUGUUCCCCUAGAUGAUGUUCUUGCACGACCAAAGGUGGCUAAAAUUAAGCUGGAAAGAGGAAAAACACCUUCAUUGGAAGAUGUUAGACAGAUCGUCGAUAGCAACGAUAAGAAACGAUUCGAGAUGAUACAGAAGGAUGACAUCUGGCUAAUAAGAGCACUCCAAGGUCACUCGAUCGCUAAUGUCACCGAGUUGGAUCAUGUUCCAAUCACGUUGGACAAUCUACACAUCCUAGCAGAAGAAAAGGAAGAUGUCACACUUGCAAAAGACACACUUCCGACCGGCGUCGAAAUCUUGCAUGGCACAAACAAAGAAGCAUGGGAAAAGAUACUGAGUAGCGGCGGCUUGAAUCGAAUGAAGAGAAAUCAUAUCCAUCUUGCCAAAGGAAGGCCGGGUUCUUCAAACGUAAUUAGCGGAAUGCGAUCUUCUUCUCAAGUAAUUCUACAUAUCGAUAUUGUCGCCGCUUUGAGGCAGGGAGAUAUUCCCUUUUCAAUGGCUUCGAAUGGAGCAGUUCUAACGAGUGGACAGGGCGAUACUGGAAUACUACCUCUCAAAUUCAUCACAAAAGCUGAAGAAGGCAAAAGCGGAAAACUGAUAUGGCAGAAUGCUAUUGAAUAA